This is a messenger RNA of Dunckerocampus dactyliophorus (ringed pipefish), 3720 nucleotides long. RefSeq names its product phosphatidylinositol glycan anchor biosynthesis, class B (gene pigb). Gene Ontology annotation, cellular component: endoplasmic reticulum membrane. Lineage: Eukaryota; Metazoa; Chordata; Actinopteri; Syngnathiformes; Syngnathidae. Gene Ontology annotation, molecular function: alpha-1,2-mannosyltransferase activity. Gene Ontology annotation, biological process: GPI anchor biosynthetic process. The coding region runs from base 812 to 2374 and encodes 520 amino acids. The record is from RefSeq and is a predicted model, not a curated record. The transcript has 12 exons.
GCCGGAUAUUCCCCCAGACUGUUGUCGUUGCAUGUUAGCGUAAUAGCUACAUGACCUUGCCUUUCAGCUUUCAGAGACCGACAUGUUACCAGGAGGUUACUAGUAAUAAUGUGGUAAUUCUGAACUCACCGAGGUAAUACCUGAACGGUGUGAUUGUACUGACCACCGGGACACAAAAAAAACACGACGCUAGAGCAUGCUCAACAAGGAGGCGAUAGAACGGUCACUUAACGCCAUAUUGCAGAGUUUCUUCUUCUUUGUUGGCCAAACUACAAUAGUUUAACGUCUCCAUCUGCUGGAGAGAAGCAUGACGUGGUUUGAGAUGACUUCGAACACUAAAUGACGCACGUAUAUCUACUCUAUAACACUUAAUCUAUUCACUUCUAUAAGGCAUUCCAUUGGAAUUUAAAUUCGCUGUCUAGUUGAUGUUGGAAUAAUUACAAUAUUUUAAAGGUUUAAUUUGAAGGCUAAAUAUAACGCUGCACCGGAUACAGUAGGUGGCGGUAUGCAUCUUUGACGUCAUGGUUGCAACCCGCCAGUAAACAAAAAGAAGAAGAACGCUAAACGCGAAGGCGAGGUAGAUUACUUUUUUCCCCGCAAAUGUGAAAGUAGUAGACACAAUAAGUUAGAAUUCCAAAAUAUAAUUAAAAAGUCUAGUGCUUUAGUAGGCUGUUGGUUAUAAAGCUGUCGCCUCUAUUUCGUGUCAGUUUUGUAUCUGCAACACUAGUUUUUUCCUGAGUUAUUGGAGUGUAAUUUUUGGAGUAAUGUUGACUGAGCGAGUGUAGCGAUUGCCUAAAGAAACAAAGUCCAUAUGGAGACUUUUAGACAACGUUUGAGGUUCGGGAGGAAAGAGGAGGAUGUGAAACUAAGGAAAAGAAAGUCACUGCUAUACAUAAUCGAAGAUCAUGAUGCCCAUAGAAAUGAUGUGCUGAGAGUUGCAGCAUUUUCUGUGACUUUCCGGAUGAUCAACUGCUUCUUAGUUCAGACCAGCUUUGUUCCAGAUGAAUACUGGCAGUCUCUGGAGGUUGCCCAUCACAUGGUCUUCAAUUAUGGCCAUCUGACCUGGGAAUGGAAAGCAGGCAUUCGAGGCUUCACCUAUCCUCUUUUCUUUGCCUUCAUUUACAAACUACUACACUUCUUAAACUGUGACUCAGUUUAUCUCUUGAUUUGGCUGCCUCGAGUCAGUCAGGCACUCCUAGCUGCAUUUGCAGACGUGAAGUUUUUUUUCCUCAUAAGAACACUGGAGGGUGAACAAGUUGCAAAAUGGACGUUCUUCUGCCAUCUGUGCUCGUGGUUCACGUGGUUCUGCUGCACCAGGACACUCACCAACAGCAUGGAGGCCACUAUCACUUGCCUGGCCCUAUCCUACUUCCCUCUGCCUGCAUCCAAAACACACAGCAGCAAAAAAUAUCUGAUCCUUGUUGCCCUGGUGAUUAUUGUUCGCCCGACAGCCCUGAUUAUUUGGCUUCCGCUGUUGAUUUACCAUUUCUGGCAGGAGGAAAACAAACUGAGACUAGUUUCUCAUUACUACAUCCCUAUUGGGGCUUCAGCUGUUGUGAUUUCAAGCACAAUUGACUGCAUCUUCUAUGAAAAGUGGACCUUUGUGCAGUUCAACUUCCUGAAGUUUAACGUCUUCCACGGAAUAGCAGACUUCUACGGCUCCCACCCCUGGCACUGGUAUUUCACACAGGGGUUUGUGGUCAUAAUCGGCCCCCAUCUCCCGUUGUUUCUUCACGGAUGCUCCCUGGCUUUCAGAAGAUACAGAAUCCUGCUGGUGGCAAUCGCCUGGACCAUCGGUGUGUACAGUUUGCUUCCUCACAAGGAGUUCAGAUUCAUCUACCCUGUGCUUCCACUCUGUAUGAUCUUUUGUGGGUUAUCAAUGGCUCAUAUGAGAGCGUGGCGCCCAGCAGCUGCAUCUGUUUUGCUAGUGACCAACCUGCUCAUAGCUCUCUACACGGGCCUCAUUCACCAGCGCGGUGCUCUGGACGUCAUGCAUCACCUCCAGACACUUUGCCACGUCUCAGAACAGCCACAGCCUGAUAUUCUCUUCCUCAUGCCCUGCCACUCGACCCCUUUCUACAGUCACAUUCACUGCCCACUAAGGAUGAGUUUCCUGGAGUGUCAGCCUAAUCUUGGCGAGGGGGCUUACGUGGACAAAGCUGAUAGAUUCUACAAUGACCCUCUUCACUGGCUCAGAGCUUCAUUUCCACAAAAGCUCUCACAUCCUACUCACUUGGUUCUGUUUGACGUUUUAGAGAAGGAAAUCUCACCGUUUUUGCAAGAGGACAACUUCACAAAGACAACAGAGAUGUUUCACACUCACUUUCCAUCAGGAAGAGUUGGAAGAAGCAUUUUUAUUUAUGAAAGGCACUGACAACCACUGGAACAAUGCAUCUUUUAGCCACUAUGUCCGAUACUGUGCAUUAGCUGCUGAGAUAAACCUUAAAUGCCAUGCUUCUGAUACAGUUUCAUUCUGUCCUAUGGGAAAACCAAACAUCAAACGGCUAAUGAUGCACUAAAAGUUUGGUGUGAAUUUUUUUUUUAUUUUAUUUACCUCCCUAUAUGCUUAUUAAAGAACCAACACAUUCCAGUUGAGAUGAAGCAAAAACAAGAGGUGGAAUGUUAUAACAGCAUGUCAAACAAGCUCAUACUUGAAGCUGACAAAUCGAUAAAACACAUACAGUAACUCCUCCCUGUUUUGUUUUUGACUUUCUACACCAGCUUGGGCUGUCACCAUUCUGUAUUUUCAGAGAAACAUCAUUUACCAUUUAUUGGUUGAAACUAAGGUUCAGGGUUCAAAUUAACAUGUUACUUGUCACGUCUUUUUUAAAGAAUUUCCAACUCAUUCAAACUAUAACAAUUGUUAGGGGUGUUUAACGGCAUUGUAAUUAUUGGCUUCGUCAUUUAAAAUUAACACGUGUCUCAUAACUAACCUAAUGGCUGAAGUAUUUUUUGAAAUAGUCUUGGGUAGGAAGGAAAGCUGACAGAAUAAUGGAAUAAUGAUGCCACGGCAUGCCCAGGUCUUGCCCCAGGUGUAAGAGUUCACGUAUCUCGGGGUCUUGUUCAUGAGUGAGAGAAGGUUGGAGCGUGAGGUCGACAGGCGGAUUGGCGCAGUGUCUGCACUAAUGCGGUCGGUGUACUGGACCAAAGUUCUCAAUUUACCGGUCAAUCUACGUUCCCACCCUCACCUAUGGUCAUGAGUUUUGGGUUAUCAAUUUUCCUCCAGGGUGACUGGAUAGGGUGAGGAGCGCUGUCACCCGGGAGGGGCUCAGAGUAGAGCCGCUGCUCCUUCAUAUGGAGAGGAGCCAGUUGAGGUGGCUCAGGCAUGUACUGUAGUCCUGAUGGAUCCCGGGUGCCUCCCUGGUGAGGUGUUCCAGGCAUGCCCAGCCGGGAGAAGGCCCCAGGGCAGACCUAGGACACGCUGGAGGGAUUAUGUCUCACAGCUGGCCUGGGAAUGCCUUGGUGUCCUCCCGGUGGAACUGGAAGAGUGUUAUUUAGAUAUAUUACAUAUUACACUAAUUGAUUGUCAUCCAUAACACAAAGGUAAAACGUGGAUGUUGGUAUUACCGUCUUUAAUGCAAUGUGGUCCCUGCAUCAUUCAAAUUUUUUGUAUAUGGCUCUCGGUGGAAAAAGUUUGGACACCCUUUGUGUAUGGGGAUUGCUAUAUGUAAUGCAUUAUUAAGCAGCUCAGAGACAGAAUCUCUUCGAAUUAACGUGCAA